AUGGCUCGAAUCUACGCCGAUGUGAACGCUCACAUGCCCCGGUCCUACUGGGACUACGACAGUGUCAACAUUUCCUGGGGUGCUUUGGAAAACUACGAGGUCGUCCGCAAGAUCGCCCUACAUCAGACUAAUCGGAAUGAAUGCGAAGGCCGCGGAAAGUACUCUGAAGUCUUUGAAGGAAUCAACAUCGUCAACUAUCAAAAAUGCGUUAUCAAGGUGCUGAAGCCGGUAAAGAAGAAGAAGAUCAAGCGUGAAAUCAAGAUUCUUCAGAAUCUCUCCGGCGGACCGAAUGUUGUCGCGUUAUUAGAUGUUGUCCGGGACAGUCAAAGCAAAACUCCAAGUCUUGUGUUUGAGUAUGUCAACAACACCGACUUCCGGACUCUCUACCCUCGCUUUGUGGACUAUGAUGUGCGCUACUACAUCUUCGAGCUUCUCAAAGCCCUUGACUUUUGUCAUAGCAAGGGUAUUAUGCAUCGGGACGUGAAGCCUCAUAAUGUCAUGAUCGAUCACGAGAAACGCAAGCUACGGCUUAUUGAUUGGGGUCUUGCGGAAUUCUACCACAAAGGCACCGAAUACAACGUUCGUGUCGCGUCAAGAUACUUCAAAGGACCUGAGCUUCUUGUGGACUUCCAGGAGUAUGAUUACUCUCUUGAUAUGUGGUCGCUUGGCGCGAUGUUUGCCUCGAUGAUAUUCCGCAAAGAGCCGUUCUUCCAUGGACAAAGUAACUCUGACCAGCUCGUCAAGAUAGCCAAAGUACUUGGCACAGAGGAACUUUUCGAGUAUCUUGACAAAUAUGAUAUUGAGCUUGACUCUCAGUAUGACGACGUUCUCUCUCGCUAUCCUAAAAAGCCAUGGCAUUCGUUUGUCAAUGCUGAAAACCAGCGGUUUGUCACCAAUGAAGCUAUCGACUUUCUGGACAAACUCCUCAAGUAUGAUCAUGCGGAACGUCUCACUGCCGUGGAGGCGAUGGCCCACCCCUACUUUGAACCUGUCCGUGUAGCACAGGCGGGUCAGAAUAACAAUGCAGCACAAUCCUAA
Messenger RNA from Talaromyces proteolyticus, 1038 nucleotides. Its product is annotated as putative casein kinase. Gene Ontology annotation, biological process: regulation of transcription by RNA polymerase I; protein phosphorylation; DNA damage response. Gene Ontology annotation, molecular function: ATP binding; protein serine/threonine kinase activity. Bases 1 to 1038 code for a protein of 345 amino acids. The transcript has 4 exons. The record is from RefSeq and is a predicted model, not a curated record. Gene Ontology annotation, cellular component: cytosol; nucleus; protein kinase CK2 complex. NCBI's taxonomy places the organism in Eukaryota, Fungi, Ascomycota, Eurotiomycetes, Eurotiales, Trichocomaceae.